Molecule: messenger RNA, 207 nt
Organism: Prunus armeniaca (apricot)
Lineage: Eukaryota; Viridiplantae; Streptophyta; Magnoliopsida; Rosales; Rosaceae
Source: the annotation of a GenBank genome assembly
AUGGAAUUGGACUAUCGUUGUCCGAAUGAUCUUGAGAAUCCAUCCGAUAUUGCUAAAUUGAAGAAACGUACCUCUGAAGAACGUGUCUACAUGUUUCUUAUUGGUCUCUAUCACAAUCUUGACCAAGUGUGUAGUCGUGCGUUGGCUAUUGUACCUCUUUCUUAUCUUAAUGAGGCUUAUGUCAUGGUGCAUCGGGAGGCCCAAUGA